Molecule: messenger RNA, 1450 nt
Organism: Cryptomeria japonica (Japanese cedar)
Lineage: Eukaryota; Viridiplantae; Streptophyta; Pinopsida; Cupressales; Cupressaceae
Product: protein STRICTOSIDINE SYNTHASE-LIKE 10
Exons: 4
Coding region: 160-1323 (387 amino acids)
Biological process (GO): biosynthetic process
Molecular function (GO): strictosidine synthase activity
Source: RefSeq, a predicted model, not a curated record
UGUUCAUUUUGUGUUUUAAUCUUUUCUAAUCUGGAUAGACUUUAUAGCAUGAAACUGCUUCCAGACUGUUUCAAAACCUUACAAAGAAUCCCAAUUCACUCUUUCUAGAUCUACAGUCAAUGUGUUUUCAAUACAGGAAAGAAUCAAAGCAUUCAAUUAAUGGCGACCAGAAUGAAAACAUGGAUGAUUAUAUUGCUUUUGUCGGUAACAAUGGCGGUUAUAAUGAAGGAAAACAUAGUGGAUCUAUUGGGCAUGUGGGGAGAGGAGCUUGAAAACUUUCCAUAUGACCAGGAAAACCGGUUGCAGGCGGCAGGGGUUCGAUUCGCAGGGGAGUUUUUGGGCUCAGAAAGCCUGGCUUUUGAUUUGGAAGGAAGAGGACCUUAUACAGGCGUUAGUGAUGGCCGUAUUCUUCGCUGGGAGGAACCUCAAAAGCCAUGGACUUAUUUUGCUUAUACUUCACCAAUCAGGUCUGGAGAAUGUGCACCAAAGAAUCCACCUGCUCCAAAUUUUGAUUAUGAACACAUUUGUGGAAGGCCAUUAGGACUGCGCUUUGAUAAACAUGGAACACUCUUCAUUGCAGAUGCCUACUUUGGUCUCCUUACUGUUGCUCCUCAUGGUGGCCUUGCCCAACCUCUUGUAACCCAGGUGGAGGAUACUAAUUUAACUUUUACCAAUGAUUUGGACUUUGAUACACAAGGUUUUAUCUACUUUACUGAUAGCAGUUCCAAACACCAAAGAAGGAAUUUUCUGCUGAUGUUCAUAGAGGGUGAUAACACUGGCAGACUGAUUCGCUAUGACCCAAAGACAGGGGCCACAACAGUUGUGCUCAGAGGCCUUCAAUUUCCCAAUGGAGUAGCUGUAAGCAAAGAUGGCACAUUCUUGCUUAUAUCUGAGACCAUUACAUGCAGAUUGCUCAGAUAUUGGCUGAAGGGACCCAAAAUGGGUACAGUGGAAGUGUUUGCUUCACUUCCUGGCUAUCCUGACAAUGUUCGCCUGAGUGAAAAUGGAGACUUUUGGGUUGCUAUUCAUGGAUUACCAAAUCCAUUUCUGAAAAUACCAGUGAGUAUAAGAAGAUUAGUCCUAAGGCUUCCUCUUCCCCUAACUAAAAUAUUCAGCAAAAUGUCUGCAAAGAGGGGAAGGGGCAUGAUUAUAAGAUAUGGCAUCGAUGGACAAAUGUUGGAAGUUCUAGAAGAUAAAAAAGGUUUAGUUGUGAAAUCAGUGAGUGAGGUUGAGGAAAAGGAUGGCAUCCUUUGGUUGGGCUCUGUUCUUCUCCCACAUAUUGUUGUUUAUAAUAACAGUCACCAGGUUUCUUGUGACAUGUAAUGAAGUUAUUUAUCUAUUAGUCUCUGUUUUAGAAGGGUGAUGCAAAUUGUUUCAAUUAAAACAAAAAGCAGAGCAAAAACAGAACAGCAAAACUAUUCAAUUCUAUUCAUCAAUAGAUGUACAUAUU